Messenger RNA from Harpia harpyja (harpy eagle), 2282 nucleotides. It is a transcript of the gene KRABD3, whose product is annotated as KRAB-A domain containing 1. The coding region runs from base 46 to 2028 and encodes 660 amino acids. The record is from RefSeq and is a predicted model, not a curated record. Gene Ontology annotation, biological process: regulation of DNA-templated transcription. NCBI's taxonomy places the organism in Eukaryota, Metazoa, Chordata, Aves, Accipitriformes, Accipitridae. The transcript has 8 exons.
UGGACCCCCCCCCGUGCCAACCCCCCGCCCCGGUCCCCCGGUGCCAUGGUGGCCCCGCACCCCCCAGCCCCGCGGGACCUGCCCGGGCGCCUCGGGACGGGGGCUUUGCUCCGGGGUGGGGGCGAACCCCGGUACCGGCACCGGCACCGGCAGUGCCCCGCGGCGGGGGGGAGCGGGGGCACCGGGCCGGGGCUGCUGGGCGCCGCGGUCCCGCUCCGAGCCGUGCCGGGGGUCGGGCGGCAGCUCCAGCCGCGCUCCGCCGGGAGCGGGGCUGCUCCGCCGCUGCCCGCCGUCCUGCAGCGGGCACCGGACCCGCGCUGCCGAGCCAUGGCCGCGCCUCGGCAGCGGGAUGGGUAUGGUGGCACGGAGCUGGCAACGACGAUCGCAUGUGGCAUCGGGCCCCCGCCCAGCCUGCGCGGGGAGGGAAAGGUUGGACAAAGUGACUCCUGCUGCAAAUACCAGGGUGUCAGGGCACGUUAUCUCACGUCCUCCCUGAUGGAGCGUGAAGCGUGCAGGGACCUGUCAGCAAGCGUGCCGGGAAGCGUGCCGGGAUGCCUUUGCCUCCAUGCCCGUGCGGGAUGGGCACAGCAGCACGCCUUUUCCCAGCCAUGUGCCAGCCCCAGAGCUUGGCACGGCCACCCGCACACCCCUUCGCCGCACACCUUGGGCCUGGCCGGGGGUCCUGCCACCGCCUGGCACAGCUCUGUGAGGGGCUCGGGCGCUCCAGGUGCUCCUGGGGACAUUGGCUUCAUCCUGUACCCGGCACCUGCCGGCUUCUGCUCUCCCUCUCCCCUGGCAGGCUGGCUCUGCUCCCCAGCCCCACGGCACGUCCCCACAGCAUCAGCAAGAGCAUCCCCAUGCCCCACAGACACACGUGGUUUAUUCCCGGCUCUGCUGCCCCGGCAGGAGGUGUCCCUGCAGGCACCGGUGACGUUUGAGGACGUGGAGGUCCGGUUCUCAGCGGAGGAGUGGGAGCUGCUGGAGGAAUGGCAGCGGGCGCUGCACCGGGAGGUGACGGAGGGGACAUCCCAACUGCUGGCCUCCCUUGGGCCCCCCAGCAGCCCAGCCCUCGGCGCCCUGGUGCAGCUGGUGAAGGAGAUCCCCAAGUUUCUCUUCGGUGGCCCCAAGGCUGGCACGGAGCCGGGUGCCACCAGCAGCAGGGAUGCGGCAGCGGGCUCUGAGCAGACGGGCGCAGGUGUUAAAACGGAGGCACCGGUGGAGACCUGCCCACUCCGCAGCCUGGAGAAAUGCCUGGAGGAGCUGGUGAUGAGGGGGUCUGGCCAUCCUGCCACCCCCAGCCCCCCGGCGAGCGGCUCCCGUGCCCCUGGGGAGAGGCAGCGGGGAGAGCCCAGCGGUCACCAAUCUCUGCCUGGGAGAUGCUUGCUCAGAGGCCUGGCCACCCCUCCUGGCCCCUCGCUAGCCAAGUCACCGGCAGCCCCUGCCCACUGCUGCCCACAAUCUGGGGAUGGUGCUGGGCACCCCGGCUCUCUGAGCGGCAGCUCCUUCGCCAGCAGUGCCACCAGGGAGCCAGCAGCCCGGGCCGUGGCCUGGGGCUGGGAUGGUGGGCUGUGCCACAGCCCCACGCUGCCAGCUGCUGGGAGCGCGGGGCAGAGCCCCCUGCAAGGGCUGCUCGACUGCCUGCGGGACAUCGCCACCCCCAAGCCCAUCCCAGCCUGGCCGGCGGCUGCUGGCAGAAGACGGGGGGCCGCGGUGCCAGGCACUGGGGGCUGCAGUGUCUCCGCAGCAGGGGUGACAGCACCAGCGGUGCCCCCCCGCAGCCCCGCCAAAACGCGAGCGGUGGGGACACGCGGCACUGCCGUGCCAGGGGACACCCACCCUGCCCGCAGCACCCGGCCGCCCGCCUGUCCCCCCCGCCGCAGGGAUGGCGACCAAGAGACCCUUUGCAGAAGCGGAUGCCGUGUCCCCACCGGGGUCUGGCAUGCAUCCUGGCAGUUGCAGCGGGGUGAGCCUGCCCAAGAAGAGGUGCCCUGGAAUGAGCCCCCCAUCCCCACGGGAGGCCCCCGGUGAGGCCCAGGAUCCGUGGGCUGAAGUUGGCCGGGUCCGAGCCGUCCUGGUGGAGGAGCUGGAGCGGCUGUGCCGGGACCUGGGCUCGGUGUGCCGGGAAGCUCGGGGCGUGUGGAGCCGCCUAGAGUGGCUAGAGCGGGGCCAGGCACAGAAGAUGGCCGCCCUCGCCCGCGGCCACCGGCGCCUCCGCCAUGCCGUCCGGCGCCUGGAGGGACGGUGCUGGGCGCUGGAGACCCGCUCCCGGCCCAACAGCCUGC